Molecule: messenger RNA, 2691 nt
Organism: Rhodotorula toruloides NP11
Lineage: Eukaryota; Fungi; Basidiomycota; Microbotryomycetes; Sporidiobolales; Sporidiobolaceae
Product: Sel1-like and Tetratricopeptide-like helical domain containing protein
Exons: 5
Coding region: 1-2691 (896 amino acids)
Molecular function (GO): protein binding
Source: RefSeq, a predicted model, not a curated record
AUGGCAACUCUCGCUCAGCCCCUCCCGUACCCAGGGGAGCCCUCGCCAGCUCUCGACACAGCAACCCCGCAUCGGCAUCAAGAUGGACGAGGACCUCCCUCGCAGCAGCAGUGGCGCGGACAGUCCUCCGGAGACUUUUACUCGACAACGACUGCUCCCCUGAGGGACAACGAGCCGCCGGCGCGCCGGCAGAUGGGCCAACCCAACUCCGAGGCCUCUUCUGUCCUCGAUCGCGGAAGACCCAAAGCGGCGCAGCAGAGGACUUCGAGCCUUGCGGGUGUGAAUGCGGAUGGUGCGACUGCAGGGCUGUACUCAGCGGGCGCGUCAGCAGGAGAGGUGGUGCAGACUGCCGCUCGAGGUGGAGGAGUUGGGACGAGGGGAGGUGACGGCGAUGUAGCGCAGGGCGCGGCAGUGCGGCAUGGCGGGGCGGUCACUGGACGACCAAAUAGCUUCUUCGGCGUCGAACCGCCGUCAGCAGCGACGGUCGACGGCACCUUCCCCCCCUCCUCGACGGACAUGCCGCCUGCGACCGCAAGAUCAGCGCGAGCAGAACACCACCACGAGCGCCGAUCUUCUUUCUACGGACUCGACGCGCACGUCCAGCCCGACUCCGGCUCUUCCCGCGAGUACUCUCCCACCCCCUCGACUCAGUCUCAGCGACAGCUUCCCGUCGACAAGCGGCAUCAACUCGGUGGCGGCGGCUCGUCCGGCUCCGGUUCAGGCUCCUACUCCUCACACGAAGUGCCGCACCGCCCCCGGUACUCGCAAGCACCCAUCACUUCGUCUCGCUCCGCCUCCCUCUAUGGCUUCUCUUCCUCGACUUCGAACGACCCAUCUCCGCCUCCUCCCGCACAACUACUCGACCAAUCCCACCUGCAACCCGGCAACAUGGCUUCCCUCCUCUCACACGACAAGACGCUUGAGCUGUACCGGCAGAACGCGAAAAAGACGAACGACCCCGACAUCCAGUUCGAGUUCUGCACGUUCGUCAUGGACGUCGUCGCGGACCUCGAGCACUCGACUGUGAUGGAAAAGAUGGCGGCGGGCAAAGCGGUCGACAGGAGCGACAAGUCGCCGCCUUCGCAGCGGGAGAUCGAGGCGAUGCACAAGCAGCAGGCGCUUGUCGCUGAGAGCAUCGCCUUGCUGAACAAGCUGGCGACACGCGGGCACGUCAAGAGUUCGUACUUCCUCGCCGAGUGCUACACGCAGGGAAUUGGGACGCACAAGGGCAAGCGCGACUACGACAAGGCGUUCCCGCUCUUUCUCACGGCCGGCAAGCACGGACACGCAGCAGGCUCGUUCCGCGCGGCGCAGUGCCUCGAGUUCGGCUGGGGCACCCGCAAGGACUUGAGCAAGGCUGUCAGCUUCUACCGCCGAGCUGCCGUCCUCUCGCACGUCGGCGCCAUGCACCGCCUUGGCCUCGCUGAGCUCAACGGCGAACUCGGUCUCUCGAAGCGACCCAAGGAUGGCGUCCAGUGGCUCACUCGCGCGGCAGAACUCGCCGACCAGGUCGACCCGCCUCAGCCGCAGAGCUUGCACGAGCUGGCGAUCUUGCACGAGAAGGGCAUCGAGAACGUCGUCUUCCAGGACGAGGAAUACGCCGCCGAACUUCUCGCGCGAGCGGCUGAGCUGCAGUACGCUCCGUCGGCUUACAGGCUCGGCGAGUGCUACGAGUACGGCAAGAUGGGCUGCCCGCAAGACGCUGCGCUCAGCAUCCACUACUACAACAUCGCCGCCCAGCAGAACCACCCCGCCGCCUGCUUCGCCCUCACCGCCUGGUACCUCGUCGGUUCGCCCGGCGUCCUGCCUCAAUCGGACACCGAAGCCUACCUCUGGGCGAAGAAGGCUGCCGAAGCCGGUCUCGCCAAAGCCGAGUAUGCGUGCGGCUACUUCACCGAGAUCGGCAUCGGCACGUACAAGGACCAGCGCGAGGCGCUCGAGUGGUUCCGCAAGGCCGCCUCGCAUGGCGACAAGCGCGCACAGGACCGGCUGAGGUUGGCUGGUCGACCCGUUCCCGAGGUCGUCAAGUCGGCGAAGCGGACGAGCCCUGGUCCAGGCGAGACAGGCGCGGCAUGGUCGACGAGCAGUUUCCAGCUUCCGGAGAAGCAGUCGAGGUUGUCGACUGCGCGGAUGCUCAAGAAGGAGCCGAGCAACAUGUCGCUCACCGGCGGGAAGAGCAAGAAGCCUGGCCACCCGCGCACGACCAGCGCCGAUGCGCGUUCCGUCUCUGGCCCGGCUGGAAUCGACCGCAAGGGCAAGGGCAGGGAGAAGACUUUGCCGGACGUCCCGCCGAUGCCGCCUAUGCACCGCCAGCGCAGCUACUCCCAGCCGUCAGCCGUUCGACCCGAGGUUGCUCCUCCGCCCGUCCCGCUCGACUACAACCUCCGACCGAUGCAGCAAGGUGGCGACUUUGGUCCGCUCGCGUACGACCACCGCGAGGGACAGCACCAGCGGUCGCAGACCGUCGGUUUCAGUGGCAACGGCGGAGGCUUCCCCGAGUUUGCUGGUCCACCGCCUCAGCAUGGUCGCCCGUUCGCACCGCUCCAGCCCGCCGAGGUCCGCCUCCCGACACCGCAGAACGGCAAGGGCGGGUUCACGCUGCCGGCGAGUGAGGACGUCAAGCAGGAGAGGGAGAAGGUCCUGCAGCGGAGGAAGAACGCUGGCGAGGACAAGGACUGUACAAUCAUGUGA